GGGUCAGCUUCCGGAGAGCAUGCCCGAGCUCGGUCCUCUUGGCUCACCUCUAGCCAGCUGACCCGGAAGGCCCCCAGUGGACCGCAGCAUGAUCUCCAUCACUGAGUGGCAGAAGGUCGGAGUUGGCACUGCCGGCUUUGGCGUGUUUUUCAUCCUCUUUGGGAUACUCCUGUACUUUGACUCAGUACUCCUGGCUUUCGGAAAUCUGCUGUUCCUGACCGGCCUUUCCCUCAUCAUUGGCCUGAGGAGAACGUUUUCCUUCUUCUUCCAACGGCACAAGCUCAAGGGGACCAGCUUCUUUCUGGGCGGUGUGGCCAUCGUGCUCCUGCGCUGGCCGCUCCUGGGCAUGCUCUUGGAGGCCUAUGGAUUCUUUAACCUCUUCAAGGGCUUUUUCCCUAUGGCCUUUGGUUUCCUGGGCAACACCUUCAACAUCCCCUUCCUGAGUAUGCUGUUCCAGAGGCUUCAAGGCACCAGCUCAAUGGUCUGAACCACAGAGAUGAGCUCCUUGAACUUGCAUCAUUAGUGGAGGGAAUGGAAAGGAAAUGAGGGCCACUCCCC
Molecule: messenger RNA, 558 nt
Organism: Jaculus jaculus (lesser Egyptian jerboa)
Lineage: Eukaryota; Metazoa; Chordata; Mammalia; Rodentia; Dipodidae
Gene: Golt1a
Product: golgi transport 1A
Exons: 5
Coding region: 89-487 (132 amino acids)
Biological process (GO): retrograde transport, endosome to Golgi; endoplasmic reticulum to Golgi vesicle-mediated transport
Cellular component (GO): endoplasmic reticulum; membrane
Source: RefSeq, a predicted model, not a curated record